AAUCCUACACGUCGUGUUGCUACCUAUAUUAAUUAACGAACGCAAAUGGCAAAUGGCAAAUGGAGACUGUUCUCUCAUCAUGAACGACAAGAUGAGAAGGAGAGGCUCAAGCGACGGUUGCAUGAACACCCCUCCUUCUCCUCCUCCUCCUCUCCAUUCGUUUGAGGUGUUGCGUCGUACGCCUCUGAACCGAGCUUUUGCACUCGUAUAUGCGACUGCCAUCUCGGCUUUGCUCUAUCGCCAUGCCCUCUGUCUCCUCUCUAGCUCUGCAACUACCUUCUUUUCCUUCUCCCUUUCUUUCUCCUUGCUAAUCUCCGACGCCGUUCUCGCCUUUAUGUGGGUAGCCAGACAGGCCUUCCGGAUGCGUCCCGUCCGUCGCAAGGUACUCAUAGAGAAUCUCAGUCGGGUCGUUGAUGAGAAGAACUUCCCGGCGUUGGACGUGUUUAUAUGCACUGCCGACCCAUUCAAGGAACCUCCGUUGAGCGUCGUUAACACUGCUUUAUCAGUCAUGGCCUACGAUUAUCCAACAGACAAGGUGUCUGUGUACGUAUCGGAUGACGGGGGUUCGCAGCUUACGCUCUUUGCUUUCAUGGAAGCUGCCAAGUUUGCUACACACUGGUUGCCUUUCUGUAAGGAGUUUCGAAUAGAGGAAAGGUGCCCCGAUGCGUAUUUUGGAUCCACUCACAGUUGCGCCCAAACGGAGAAGAUGAAGAUGAUGUACGAGAGCAUGAAAGCGAAGGUAGAAGGUGUGAUGGAGAGGAGAGGUGGACCGGUCGAUGACGUCAUCACCAACCACCAUCAUCGCCAGGCUUUUAAUAAAUGGACGUCCGGAUUUACACGUCGAGAUCAUCCUACAAUAAUUGAGGUUUUGUUGGAUAGUGGGACGGAUAAGGACAUUACUGGCCGUGCAAUGCCAAACCUGGUGUACGUCUCCCGGGAAAAAAGCAGUAGUUGGCCCCACCAUUUCAAGGCCGGAGCCCUCAACCCUAUAUAA
Molecule: messenger RNA, 994 nt
Organism: Nelumbo nucifera (sacred lotus)
Lineage: Eukaryota; Viridiplantae; Streptophyta; Magnoliopsida; Proteales; Nelumbonaceae
Source: RefSeq, a predicted model, not a curated record